AUGGCCUCUGCCCACGCCGCCCAGGCGAUUGCCUCAGGCGACCUCACCGAUCUUGUCUCGUCUUCCUCGUCCGCGACGGUCUACCCUUCCGACGACACCCUCCUUGCCGUUCUUCAAGCCCGCUUCCGUUCAGACCUGCCUUACACCCGCGUCGGCGCAUCCAAUCUCAUCGUUGUUAAUCCAUACAAGACUCUCGCCAAUGUGAACGACAUCAGUGCCAAGGAGUACGAGGAGCGAUGCUACAAGGACACCAGCUUCCCGCUCCCGGGCACCCAGAGCCUCCCUCCCCAUCUUUACGACCUCGCUGCGAGGAUAUAUCUUCUCAUGCGGAGGAGGACAGAGUCCCAAGCGGUCGUCUUCAGGCAAGUCCCGGGUAUCACGGCGUCUGGCAAGAGUGCAAGCUCCCAGCUGCUCGUCAACCAGCUCCUCCGGCUGUCGACUCACUCAAAGAAGGAGGCCAAGCUCUCUGAACAGCUCAAGUCGCUUUCCACACUCCUUGAUUCCUUCGGGAACGCGAAGACACUCGUUAGCCCCAAUGCUUCACGGCACAGUCGAUACCUCGAGCUCCAUUUCAACGACCGUGGGCGCAUACAAGGAGCGAAAGUCCUUACAUACGGCCUCGACAAGUCCCGCCUUUCCCGCCUGACCUACGAGGAGCGCACGUACCAUAUCUUCUAUCAGUUCCUCGCAGGUGCCACGCCAGACGAGCGAGAUCGCUAUGGACUGGAGGACGUGUCCGACUAUGCCCUCCUGUCGUCGUCGGGCUGCUACCGGCUCCCGUCAGGCCCCUUCAGUGACGACAGCAUCGCAAUGGAAGACCUUCGCGUAGCGAUGAAGUUGCUCGGGUUCAAGGCGAAGCACUUUUCUUCCAUUUUCAGCCUCAUCGUCGCCAUCCUCCUCCUCGGCAACCUUCAAUUCGGCGAGGCGGACGCGCGCGACGUUUCGGCAUACAUCUCGAACCCCCUGGUGCUCGACCAGGUCGCGCGUCUGCUCGGGGUUCCCUCCGAGGAGCUUAGCGAGGUGCUGACCAACAAGACGAGCUACGUCCGCAAGGAGCUAUACACGGUCAUGAUGAAUGCAACCCAGAGCGGCGCCCAGCGGGAUCAACUCGCAAAGGACCUAUAUGCGAUCCUCUUCGCGUUCGUCACGGAGACGGCCAACCACAAGUUCGCGCCGUCGUCGCAAGACCCACCUCCGGCGACCCAGGUCGUGCUUUUCGACGAGCCGGGCUUCCAGACCAAAGGCAUCACGCAGUCCGCCUCGAUGUACUUUGGUGGUCCCACUCCUCUCAUCGGUACACAGAACCAGUCUGGCUUCGAGGAGUUCUGCAUCAACUUCUCGAACGAGCUCGUGCACUCGUACAUUCUCCGCAACACCUUCGAGGACUCGGUUGGCCACAACAGCCAGCUGACGGGUGAUGGCGUCGCCCUCCCUGCCAUCUCCAUCAUGGACAACUCGGGCUGUGUCGAACUGCUCCGGGGCGCUCAGCUCAACGAGCGUGCACAUCGCAAACCUGGCGGCCUCCUGGGCGUCCUCAACAAGUCGUGCUCGUCGCACAAGUCUGGCAAGAGCGGCGACAAGAAGGAGGAAGAGAUGCUCCAGGAGCUUGUGUCACGCUUCGGCGUGCACACGUCGUUCAUCGCCCCGGGCAGCCCUGAAGCCCCCGACCAGAUGACGUUUGGCGUCAACCAUUACGCUGGCAGCUGCACGUACGAUAUUCGUGGGUUCAUCGAGAAGGACACCGACAUCCUGGACUGCGCCUUCGUUACUCUUCUCCGCGGAUCCACCGAUCCCUUCAUCGCCAAGCUCAUGGCUGGCCCCAGCCUUGCGACCGAGCGCCAUUCAAAGGACGAGAGCAUCAUCGUGCAAGCCCAAGUUUCUUCCCGCCCUCUCCGUGCCCCGACCGUCAUCGCGUCGCGUGACGGCUCGAGGGUUCCCCCUGGCGAGGAGCACGCACGGCUCGAUCCCUCCAAGGUGUACCCCAUCUCCACGCAGAUCAACUAUACGCUCUCCGAAAUCAUGUGGAACCUCGACCGCGCCCACCUCUGGACCGUCUCGUGCAUCCGACCCAAUGACUCUGGCAUGGCAAACUCGUUCGACAAGCGGCGUGUCAAGGCCCAGAUCCGAGCGUUGCUCCUUCCCGAUCUCGUCGCUCGGAAGAAGCACGAUCUGAUUGUCGACUUCGAGCAGUCGACGUUUUGUGAUCGGUAUGUGCCCACCAUUCGCGGCUCGGACUCGGAGCGGAUCAGGCAGUGCGCAUCAUCCAACGGAUGGAAGGAGGGCGAAGACUACGUCAUCGGCCACCGGAUGAUCUGGCUCACGUACGCCGCGUGGAAGGUUGUCGAGGACGUUCUCCGGGCAUCAGAGAAGGACACAAAGAGGGGCGGUACGGUGGCUGACGAUGAGAGCGUCGCCGCCGACGAUGCCACGGAAUACACGCAUCAAGAGUCACUCGGUGCCCCAGGUCCCUUCUACGGCGGAGAAAGUGAGGACAACCUGCUCCUUAACCGCGGCGGUCCCCAAAGCGCACAAAGCCACAACCCUUCCUUCCCCACGCCAAGCUACCCGGAAACUCCAGGGUACAGCGAGCCUGGCGGAGGUGCGUGGGGCUAUGACUACAAGGAGCGGGCUCCGGACACACCGAACCCUUCGAAAGAGGGUGGGAUCAUCGCAAAGGCUCCAGACACCGUAGAGGAGGUUCCCACCAGCAAGACUCGCAGGUACUGGCUUUUCGUCGUGCGCUUGACGACGUGGUGGAUCCCAGCUUUUAUGUUGGCGAAGAUCGGUCGUAUGAAGCGCCCGGACAUUCAGUUGGCCUGGCGGGAGAAAAUCACCAUCUUUUGGCUCAUCUUCAUCUUCAACGGGAUUGUCAUCUUCUACAUCGUCGCAUUCGGAAAACUGCUGUGUCCUGACUUCGACAAAGCAUGGAGCCUCAAUGAGGUCGCCCAGCACACCACUGACAACAACUGGUGGGUCACCGUACAAGGCGAGGUCUACGACCUGUCCAACUUCAUCCAUGGCCAACACUCCGACGUGGCGAACCUCAAGAGUAACACGGACGACGUUCUAGAUGAGCUCGUCGGCCAGGAUUUGACCGGCUACUUCCCCAUCCCGCUCUACCUUGGCUGCUCUGACCUCGUUACUGACACGACUCUGUCCCUCACUCCGGCGAACUUCACUCCUUUGGUCUCACAAGCCAUGCACAAGUCGGGUCCCCAGGCCACCCUCAACAGCGCCAAGCUGAAAACUAACGACUGGUACACUGCAACAUUCCUUCCCAAGAUGCAGAACUACCAGAAAGGACCCCUUGUGUACACCAAAUCGGCCAUCAAAUCGGCCGCGGGUGACACCGACAAUCAGAGGUUCUGGGCUACCUACAACGACAACAUUUAUGACUUGUCGGAUUACAUCAACUCGCAGUCGCUUGAUUCGGGCAGCUUCUCGUUCAUCAACUCCGACUUAGUCGACCUAUUUCAACAGCAGCCGGGUCAGGACAUCACGAAGAGCAUGAAUUCGAUCCUGGGGCGUUUGAGCGACGGACAAGCGCAGUUCGACUGUGUCAGCCACAUGUUCUUUGUGGGCAAAGUCGAUUUUCGCCAAUCGGCCCGGUGCACCGCCCAGAAUAUCAUCUUGCUGGUCAUCUCCAUCAUUCUGAUGGUUUCCAUCGGCAUCAAGUUCUUGGCGGCGCUUCAGCUCUCACCUAAGCGUAACCCCGAGAUGCUUGACAAGUUCGUGCUCUGCCAAGUUCCGUGCUACACCGAAGGCGAGGAGUCCCUCCGCCGCACAGUCGACUCUCUCGCUGCGCUCAACUAUGACGACAAGCGCAAGCUUAUCUUUAUCAUCUGCGACGGGAACAUCAUCGGCACCGGCAACGAUCGCACGACGCCGCGCAUCGUCCUCGACAUCCUUGGUGUGGACCCGAAGCUUGACCCGGAGCCUCUCCUGUACAAGGCCAUCGGAGAAGGGUCGAAGCAGCUCAACUACGGCAAAGUGUACUCUGGUCUAUACGAGUUUGAGGGCCACGUCGUCCCGUAUAUCGUUGUCGUCAAGGUUGGCAAACCCACUGAGCGCACGAAGCCCGGUAACCGUGGCAAGCGUGACAGUCAGAUUCUCAUCAUGCAGUACCUAAACCGCGUACACUUCGACUCGCCCAUGGCUCCGCUCGAGCUCGAGAUCUACCACCAGAUGCGCAACGUCAUCGGCAUUGAUCCGGCGUUCUACGAGUACAUCUUCACUGUGGAUGCUGAUACCACGGUCACUCCUGAGUCGGUCAACCGUUUGGUCGCCUCUGCGGCGGACGACUCUAGUAUUAUCGGUAUCUGUGGUGAGACCAAGCUGGACAACGAGGAAGGGUCUUGGUGGACGAUGAUUCAGGUGUACGAGUACUACAUCUCGCACAAUUUGUCCAAGGCAUUCGAGAGUCUCUUCGGCUCCGUAACCUGUUUGCCGGGAUGUUUCUCCAUGUACAGGAUUCGUACCGCAGACAAGGGCCGGCCGAUCAUCAUCUCCAAUCGCGUCAUCGAGGAGUACGCCGAGCCCAUCGUCGACACCCUGCACAAGAAGAACCUGUUCUCCCUCGGUGAAGAUCGUUACCUCACGACGCUCCUCCUCAAACACUUCCCCACGUUCCGCACCAAGUUCACCCCUGACGCGGUCGCACACACGAUUGCUCCCGAGUCAUGGCGCGUACUGUUCUCCCAACGUCGUCGGUGGAUCAACUCGACGGUACACAACCUGUGCGAGCUCGUAUUCCUCCCUGAGCUAUUCGGUUUCUGCUGUUUCUCGAUGCGGUUCUUUGUCUUCAUCGAUCUCCUGGGCACACUCAUUCUGCCCGCCACGGUGGUCUACCUCUUCUACCUCAUCAUCGUUGUCGCCCUUGGUCAGGCUCCUCUGCCCACCCUCUCGCUCAUCAUGCUUGCGGCGGUCUAUGGUCUCCAAGCAGUGAUCUUCCUCCUCAAGCGAGAGUUCAUGCUCAUCGGUUGGAUGGUUGUCUACCUUCUCUCGUACCCCGUGUACUCGUUCUUCCUCCCCAUUUACGCCUUCUGGUGCAUGGACGACUUCAGUUGGGGUAACACUCGUCUUGUCAUCGGUGAAGGCAGCAACAAGAAGGUCAUCAUGAACGACGAAGAGAAGUACGACGACUCGAUGAUCCCUCUCAAGAAGUUUAGCGAGUAUGAGGCAGAAGCUUGGGAAACUGGUUCGCGUCAUUCCGACGAAACUGGGUACCAUAGCAAGUCGCCGUCACGUCCACCUCAAGGUUCACGCACACAUUCGCCUCGACCGAGCUAUGCUCCAUCCCAACCUGGGGCCACGGGCGACUACUACCGGGACACGAAUAUGACGAACCCGGCGGCCUCAAUGUCUCACGGGAACCACUCGCAGUCGAACCUUUCGCACUAUGGCGCGCCGCAGUCGGCAUUUGGUGCCCCUCAGCUGCCGUUCAUGGGCUUCAAUAACGGCUCCGUGCACGGUUCCGACUAUGGUGGAGCAAUGCCGAUGGCGGGCCCGAUGACCAUGUAUGGGAUGAUGCCGCCCAACGCUCCGCGGAACACAAUGAUGCCCAUGUUCACUGGUGGAGGUUCAGUACAUGGCUCGCAGGGCGGGUUCGCGCCUCCAAUGGCGCCGGGUUUGAUGGGUAUGCAGCAGAGGCCGAUGUCGACGUUUUCGCUCGCGACAACGGUGAACCCCUUCUCGAGUGGGCCGAGUCAGAGCACGGACCCUACGGACGAGGAACUCAUCAUCGCGUUGCGGGCGUAUCUGAGCACUCAGGACCUCAUGACCGUGACGAAAAAGACUGCCCGCGACGCGAUGCAGACGCGGUUCCCGAAGGCGGACUUGUCGAGUAAGAAGCAGUUCUUAAACGAAUCGAUCGACAACAUCCUGUCGCAGUCGUAG
Molecule: messenger RNA, 5895 nt
Organism: Epithele typhae
Lineage: Eukaryota; Fungi; Basidiomycota; Agaricomycetes; Polyporales; Epitheliaceae
Product: chitin synthase
Exons: 10
Coding region: 1-5895 (1964 amino acids)
Cellular component (GO): cell septum; cell periphery; myosin complex
Molecular function (GO): ATP binding; cytoskeletal motor activity; chitin synthase activity
Source: RefSeq, a predicted model, not a curated record